Erpetoichthys calabaricus (reedfish) is the source of this 3196-nucleotide messenger RNA. It is a transcript of the gene kif3a, whose product is annotated as kinesin family member 3A. Gene Ontology annotation, molecular function: microtubule binding; ATP binding; microtubule motor activity. The transcript is spliced from 19 exons. The record is from RefSeq and is a predicted model, not a curated record. The coding region runs from base 166 to 2346 and encodes 726 amino acids. Lineage: Eukaryota; Metazoa; Chordata; Cladistia; Polypteriformes; Polypteridae. Gene Ontology annotation, biological process: microtubule-based movement.
UGCUCAGUGGAUGCAAGAAAAAAAACAUUUCGUGUAGCAAAUGUACUACUCAGGCUCUGUUUUGUUGUGAUUGGUAUCUUCAGAGGCUAACUCGUUAUAUUCAACACUGGAUGUACACAUAUAGUGACAGGUGUUUGAGGGGCGACUCUGAUUUAAUCUACCAAAAUGCCGAGCAACAAGACAGAGAAGGUUGAGAUCAGUGAUAAUGUCAAAGUGGUUGUGAGAUGUCGACCGUUAAAUCAAAAAGAAAAAACCAUGGGAUAUAAACAGGCAGUCAACGUUGAUGAAAUCCGGGGGACUAUCACCGUCCAUAAAGUUGAUUCAAUGAAUGAACCCCCAAAAACAUUCACCUUUGACACGGUUUUUGGUCCAGACAGCAAUCAGCUUGAUGUUUAUAAUUUAACAGCUAGGCCAAUCAUUGAUUCAGUUCUUGAAGGAUACAAUGGAACUAUUUUUGCUUAUGGACAGACUGGAACAGGAAAAACCUUUACCAUGGAGGGUGUACGAGCUGUACCAGAGCUCAGAGGAAUUAUACCAAAUUCCUUUGCUCAUGUAUUUGGUCAUAUUGCAAAAGCAGAAGGAGACACUAGAUUCUUGGUCAGAGUGUCCUACUUGGAAAUUUACAAUGAGGAGGUCCGAGACCUUUUGGGAAAAGAUCAAAUGCAACGAUUAGAGGUUAAGGAAAGACCUGAUGUUGGAGUUUAUAUCAAGGAUCUAUCUGGCUAUGUGGUAAACAAUGCAGAUGAUAUGGACAGGAUCAUGACAUUGGGACAUAAAAAUCGCUCUGUUGGUGCCACAAAUAUGAAUGAACACAGCUCGCGUUCUCAUGCAAUUUUCACAAUUACUAUUGAAUGUAGUGAGAAAGGAGUUGAUGGAAACCAACAUGUGAGAAUGGGCAAAUUACAUCUUGUGGACCUUGCUGGCUCAGAGCGACAAGGAAAAACUGGGGCUACAGGACAGAGGCUGAAAGAGGCCACAAAAAUAAACCUGUCACUCUCCACACUGGGAAAUGUAAUCUCUGCAUUGGUUGAUGGAAAAAGCACUCAUGUUCCUUACAGGAAUUCAAAACUUACCCGACUUCUCCAAGAUUCACUAGGAGGAAACUCAAAGACUAUGAUGUGUGCAAACAUUGGACCAGCAGACUACAACUAUGAUGAAACCAUUAGCACCUUGAGAUAUGCAAAUCGUGCUAAGAAUAUAAAGAAUAAAGCUAGGAUUAAUGAGGACCCCAAAGAUGCUCUUCUUCGCCAGUUCCAAAAAGAAAUAGAAGACCUGAAGAAAAAGUUGGAAGAAGGAGAAGAAAUUUCAGGGUCAGAUGGAAGUGGAUCCGACGAAGAUGAAGAUGAAGAAGGAGAAAGUGGAGAUGGAGAAAAGCGAAAGAAACGCAGAGGCAGUAGCAGCAGCAGUAGCUCAGAAUCUGCGUGUUCUGUUAUUGAGAAACCUCUGGAUAAAUCCCACACCAAUCAAACAGGUAAAAAGAAAGUAUCUCCUGACAAAAUGAUGGAGAUGCAAGCAAAAAUUGAGGAGGAACGAAGAGCUCUUGAAGCCAAACGUGAUAUGGAAGAGGAAGAAAGGAACAAAGCACGAGCAGAACUGGAAAAACGAGAAAAAGAUUUGCUCAAAGCUCAACAGGAGCAUCACGUACUUCUAGAGAAGCUUUCUGCUCUUGAAAAGAAAGUAAUUGUUGGAGGUGUUGACUUGUUGGCUAAAGCUGAAGAACAGGAGAAACUUCUGGAAGAAUCUAAUAAUGAGCUGGAGGAGCGACGAAAGAGGGCAGAGCAACUACGUAAAGAACUUGAAGAGAAAGAGCAAGAACGCUUGGAUAUUGAAGAGAAGUACACUAGUUUACAGGAAGAAGCUCAAGGAAAGACCAAGAAGCUGAAGAAAGUUUGGACUAUGUUGAUGGCAGCAAAAUCAGAAAUGGCAGAUUUACAGCAGGAACAUCAAAGAGAAAUAGAAGGGCUGUUGGAAAAUAUAAGACAGCUCAGUCGAGAGCUCCGGCUUCAGAUGUUAAUUAUUGACAGCUUUAUACCACAAGAGUACCAGGAAAUGAUAGAAAACUAUGUUCACUGGAAUGAAGACAUAGGAGAGUGGCAAUUAAAAUGUGUUGCAUACACUGGAAAUAAUAUGAGAAAACAAGCCCCGCUUGCAGACAAUAAAGAAAAGGAUCCAUUUGAGGUGGACCUGUCUCAUGUUUACUUGGCAUACACUGAAGAGAGUCUAAGACAGUCCUUAAUGAAGUUAGAAAGACCUAGAACUUCCAAAGGAGGAAAGUCACGGCCUAAAACAGGAAGACGAAAACGCUCAUCAAAACCAGAAGCUGUAAUUGAGUCCCUUCUGCAAUAGGAUCUCAUUAUCCUUCAAGUUAACUUGAAGAAAAUGUUUAUGUUGUGCUCAUUAAAGACAUUCAAGGGAAAUGAAUGCAAAGUGCAAUCUCUAACAGGUAUCCGUCUUCUCAUUACUACAGACAACAUAGUUUCAAGAACUAUGAUUAGCUAAAGGACGCCUGUGAUAGGCUGCUUCUAUUCGCAUAUCUGUAGCUAUUAACUUUAUAAAACCUGCUAGGCACACUUCAAAUAUCACAGUUUGAGAUGCCAGCUUCAUUUGUGCCCUGUAAAUUCUGUAAAAGAUAACAAAUAGAAUUGUCACUUACUGUUAACAAAGUAGAAAAUAUUUUUUUUUGUCAUUAGAAAAUAAUUUUUAAAUUAUAGGGACAUACAUGUAUGACCUGUAGUUUGACUUUUUGUCAAAUACCAAUCCAUCACAAUCAUAUAACCUAUAAUGUGCUUUGGCCCAUUUUACUGAGAACUGCCUGAUAUAAUAUUUUAGAUUGUUUAGGGAGUCACAAUGAUAUUAGUUGAGUCACUUACACACUACACUCCAUCUUGAUUGUUUUGGGAGUUUUAGAUUAACCCACUUGAAAACAUCUUAAACGUAUUUUUUUACACUACCACUGUUUUGUCUUCAUUAAGUAAAUAGUAUACAUUGAUUAUAAGCUUCUCAGUUCUUUUAAUUUUCAGAAUUUCUGUCUUAACUAAAUGUUCUUGUAGAUUUGUUUUUUUUUUUUUGUAGACUUAUAAAAUAUAUUGCUAUUGUAAAAUUGCAUUGUAAAUCAUUGUUGAACAGCCACUACAAUUACUGUAUUGUGUUGUAUUUAUUUUUAUUUAAACAAAUAAAAAAGGUAUUUCAUUUUGUC